AUGGAUAGCAUAUUUCAUGAGAAGCAAGAGGGCUAUUUGUGCGCUCAACAUUGCUUGAACGCUCUUCUCCAGGGACCAUAUUUCAAUGCGGUAGACCUUGCGAAUCUAGCCCUGCAAAUGGACGAGGAAGAGAGGAUAAGGAUGGCCGAGUCGGGUAUAGAUAGCGAAGACUACAAGCUCUUCCUUAAGCAACCAUCUGGGAACAUGGACGACAGUGGGUAUUUCUCUGUACAAGUUAUUAGCAGCGCACUGAAAGUGUGGGGACUAGAGUUGAUUCCGUAUAAUAGCACCGAACCCACUGCAUUAAUGGCUCAAAACGAACCUUCGGCUAUGAAGGCGUACAUAUGUAAUUACAAGGGUCAUUGGUUUACGAUUAGAAAACUUGGAAAUCAGUGGUUUAAUUUAAAUUCUAUGCUCAGUGGACCUGAGCUGAUAUCGGAUACAUAUCUCGCAAUGUACCUGGCUCAAUUAUUGCAAGAAGGUUACUCGAUCUUCAUAGUCAUUGGAACCUUUCCUCAAUGUCCAUCAGAUGAUAUUCUCCUAAAACAUCCGGUAACUAAUGUUCCAAAGACAAAGGUUAGCACAGGGGGAGGUGCGGGUACAUCCAAGGGUUUCAGAUUAGGUACCCUCGAAGAAGAACAAUCUAAAAUCUUUGAAGCAGCUCGAGCGCUAUGUCAAGUUAAAAUGCCGUUCUCUGCAGAUAUACCUGCUGUACCGUCAAUUUCCAGUAAAAUGUCUUUUCCAAGUGAAGCAUCUACAAGCUAUGGCAAGCAAGUGAUUACGAUAUCGGAUAGGCCAAGAGAAAGAAUAAUUCCUAUAAGAGUCGAGGGACGUGAUCUGGAUGACGAAGAUGAAGAAGAGAGGUUAGAACUUCAACGAGCCGUUCAAUUGAGCUUGCAAGAUAACGAGAACAUAGAUGAGUCGUUGAAGUUAAGGUUGGACUUAGAUAACAAAACAAUUCCGCAAUCCAUUAAUUUGGAUGAUCCUGACGACGACGACGAAUUGAGAAAAGCUCUGCAAUUAAGUCUUGAAUGCGUAACGGCUCCACCUACUCCAGAUCCAGAUGAUCUGCGUUGGCAUCGUUUAGCUUAUUUAGGUAUCCAUUCAAGAACACCAAACAGUGAAGCAACACCUAAACUAAAUACUUAAUAAUAGUCACACUACCGACACCAUUGCCGAACAAACUAAAAUUGUAAAUUAUAAUUAACUGAUAACCAAUUGGGAAGAGUGUCUUUAUAUACUAAUAUUAUUGAUCUGCGAUGGCAAUAAGAGUCUAAUUAAUUUUGUGAUUGUCUCUAUGGAGAACUUGCAUAAAUGUAUUUUAACAAGAAUGGAUUUUAAAGUAAUAGGCAAAUGUCACAGAUUUGAGAAUAUCUAUUUAUCAGUCUCAAGUAACUAACAAUUUUCUGCUAUGACAGCAGGUUGUCUCUGCCUUGGGUACAAAUUAUCUACUUUUUAUUCAUGGUUACUAUGAAUUAAUUUUCUGACUGAUGUUUCAAAUAGGUUUUGCAAAGUAUGUAAUUCUCAUUUAAUAUAACACAGCACAAAAACAGUAACAGUGCAUAAUUAUAAUAUAGAUAUUGAAUUUUACAAUAAAGUUUAAUGAGAAGAUAUAUGUGACGUCAAACAUGUACCUAGUUAUUAACACAUCUUGUACCUUACAUUAACUAUAACCUAUUUUAUUGACAAUACAAGAGAUAUACGAUUACUGUA
Messenger RNA from Orussus abietinus, 1713 nucleotides. Its product is annotated as ataxin-3-like. The record is from RefSeq and is a predicted model, not a curated record. Bases 1 to 1149 code for a protein of 382 amino acids. Gene Ontology annotation, biological process: protein deubiquitination. Lineage: Eukaryota; Metazoa; Arthropoda; Insecta; Hymenoptera; Orussidae. Gene Ontology annotation, molecular function: cysteine-type deubiquitinase activity. Gene Ontology annotation, cellular component: nucleus. The transcript is spliced from 5 exons.